Messenger RNA from Arachis duranensis, 1876 nucleotides. RefSeq lists its product as uncharacterized. The coding region runs from base 573 to 1310 and encodes 245 amino acids. NCBI's taxonomy places the organism in Eukaryota, Viridiplantae, Streptophyta, Magnoliopsida, Fabales, Fabaceae. The transcript is spliced from 3 exons. The record is from RefSeq and is a predicted model, not a curated record.
UGCUCCUUCACUUUUCAGCAUCAAACAAUUCAAACUCAGAAACAACUAAAUAAGAGAAAACAAACACCAAAGAGACCCAAGCCAUCAUCCCCCAACUCUAUAGUUGCCGUCCCCUUCUGUCCGUGUUGGCCAAGCAACUUCUUACCCUCCUCGCCGUGAUGCGCGUAGUUCUUGCCUAUUACGGUGCUUCUCGCGGUCUUUCUGUGUUGCUUUGUUUCUCUCCGUUCUCGCCGAAAUUCUCGUAGGUUGCAGGAAGCCACAUGGAGAGGCGACACAAAUUGAAGACAGAGAAGAAGGAUCAUAUUGAUUUGGCAUAGGUUACUUUGUACUAUCACUAUUUAGCCCCUUACAGUAUCGUCUUAGGGUUUUCAGAUUUCCCAAUUACACCCGCUGACACACAACGUGUUCCAAACUAAAUUCACAACAAAGUAUUGCAAAUUUGUUAUCAAUAUCGUAUCUCUCGCUGGGAAAAUCGAAAGAGGCCUAUCAUCAAGCUCAUAGUUCAUCGAUAUUACAAAUUUUACACCCAAUAAUCUGCAACCUUGGCAAGCUAAAUCGUUAAGCCACCGAAAAUGGGAGGCCAUGGCGGCCUCAACAUUCUCCCGCAGAAGCGGUGGAACGUCUACAAUUACGAGAACAGGGAAAAGGUCCGCCGCGACGAGGAGCAAGCCGCCAGAGACGAGCAGAUCAAGCGCGAUGAGGUCAGAAAGCGCGACGCCGAGCUCCGCCUCGAGCGCCUCCGCACCGCCAAGGGUUUGGCUCCUCUCGUUAAGGCCAAGGCAGAGGAAGAGAAGGAGGAGGAAGAAGAAGAAGAACCGGAAUUGAAGAAUUCGGGUGACAACAGACACAUUAACUUGUUCGAGGGAAUUAAGAUUUUCGAUCCUGUACGAGAAACCGAGAAGAGGAAGGAGUUGUUAGGGGAAAGGGAAGGGUGGAAGAAGGAGAAGAGGAUGAAGAAAGAAGAAGGAAAGUCCUCGGGGGUGGUGGUGGGUCCCGAGGAUGAGAAGUAUAGGUUAGGGUAUGGGGUAGCAGGGAAGGGUGUGAAGAUGCCUUGGUAUCUUGAGAAGCGUAAUGGCGACGAUAAGAAGGGCGAUGGGGAUGAUGGUGAUGGGGAAGUGAAGAAUGAGAACAAGAAGAAGAAUGGGAGGAAGACUUUGGAGGAGUUGAGGGAAGAGAGGUUGAAGAGGGAGAAGCACGAGAAGGAGCGGGAGAGGGCGUUGACCGGGGAGAAGGGCCGCAGCAGCAGCAGCCAUAGUGAGCGCCGCAGCGAUAGAGAUGUGUAUGGGAACAAGAAGUUUAACAGGCGAUAAUUUCAGUAAGUGACACAGAUUUCCUUAUUGAUGCUUCCUCCCAUGUCUUGUUGCACGGAUCUCUGGAUUUGCUCUGCCGGAUAUGGCCUUUGGGAUUUUGUUCUUUUUGUUCUAGGGUAAUUUCAUUGCAAAUUCGCAAAUCACAUGCAGUUUCUUGCAACCCACAUCAAAGCUCCCACUUUGCUAAAUAGACCCUGUAAAAUCACCUGUCAGAGCUUGUGCUAUUACUUAGACUCGAGUCCAGUGGAAUCAAAUUGCUUGUCCGAAGGGGAAAAAGAAAGCAGAAUCACGUUAUAUUUUUUGGUUUGGAGUUUCUAAAGCUUUUAGAUGAAGCUUAGUUUCGGUUAUUGCCCCGUGUAGAAAGGAUCUUCAAAUUGCUUGAGCUUAUGUGAAAAAGUGGGAAAUAACAUUGGUUGUUAUUUUUUUAGUUUAGAGUUUGUCAAGUUUGUACCCGAGUUUUGAUCAUUAACUUGUAUAUGAAGAAACGACUGUCGUCUGUCAAAAAAAAAAAAUUGUAUAUGAAGAAAUGCUGAUGAUUAAAAUAAUGCAGUUGUUUUUGAAAAUAA